Beta vulgaris subsp. vulgaris (sugar beet) is the source of this 732-nucleotide messenger RNA. RefSeq lists its product as uncharacterized. Gene Ontology annotation, molecular function: RNA-DNA hybrid ribonuclease activity; nucleic acid binding. Lineage: Eukaryota; Viridiplantae; Streptophyta; Magnoliopsida; Caryophyllales; Amaranthaceae. The record is from RefSeq and is a predicted model, not a curated record. The transcript has 2 exons. Bases 1 to 732 code for a protein of 243 amino acids.
AUGGGCUACUGGGAUGGCCUCCAGUGGAUCUGGUCAUUCUCUUGGAUCCGGGAACUCCGAACUCGUGAUACAGAGGAAAAAGAAAACUUAUUACAACUCCUCCAGCAGGUUUUUCUUGCAACUGGGCAUAAUGACUCACCCAUAUGGACCUUCCACAAAUCAGGAUGGUGGAUCUCUGGAUGGGCUGAUGCUUUCCCAUACACCCUAAUGGACAUUCAGCGAAACCCAAGAUGUCUCUUAUGGGGUGAUGGGGCCCAAAAACUACCAAAGAUGACUGACCCUGCAGCAGCAAUAUGGAUGGCCCCUUGUGAGAAUAUGCUAAAGUGGAAUGUAGAUGCAUCCUAUAAUACUGCCAUGAACAAAGCCGCAAUUGGAGGUGUUCUCCGCAACCACUUGGGCCAUUUCAAAUGUGUUUUCUCAAUGUCAAUACCGACAAUGGAGAUAAAUAGCGCGGAAGUUCUCGCAAUUCAUCGUGCCCUUUCAAUCACUUUGGCUAAUGAUGCUUUCAGAAAAUCAUCCCUCAUGAUUGAAUCAGAUUCCGCUAAUGCUGUAGCUUGGUGUACCGGGGAAAAGGGAGGCCCAUGGAAUCUAGGAUUUCAUCUAAACUUCAUCAGAUCAGCUUGCAAUGGAGAAUUGGAUAUCACCAUAGUUCACAAAGGAAGAUCCUCAAAUCAGGUGGCCGACACCUUAGCAAAGCAAGGCCUCGCUCGCAUGGAUAACUUCGUGGCCUAG